Molecule: messenger RNA, 6614 nt
Organism: Mobula hypostoma (lesser devil ray)
Lineage: Eukaryota; Metazoa; Chordata; Chondrichthyes; Myliobatiformes; Myliobatidae
Product: fibronectin type-III domain-containing protein 3A-like
Exons: 27
Coding region: 238-3915 (1225 amino acids)
Molecular function (GO): protein binding
Source: RefSeq, a predicted model, not a curated record
UCCGGCUGCAAAUGCCACGUAUACUUAAACUGGUUUAUAUGUCCCAGUGCCUCACGGGCGGUUUAAUGCACCCGUUGCACGGAAUUGGUAAGCAGUCUGCAGUCGUGGAUACCGUGAAAGUGAUCACAGUACCGUGGAGGCGUUUAUUAAUGUUAUUCACGUCAUUCUUCCUCUAAAAUCGCAGCUGUAUCUUGCGUCCCCAUCGGCGAGGGAGAGCAAAGAUAUUGUGGUCAGUGAAUGAACAUUCCGGUGACCAUGGCAGAGCACCCUCCACUCGAAACAGCAGUAAUAAAUGAAGUCCCAUUUCUGCCUCAUAUGGUCAACGGGGAUAGUGGACAACAGGUAAUAUUGGUCCAGGUUAACCCGGGCGAGGCAUUCACAAUCAGAACAGAUGACGGUCACAUUCAGUGUAUUCCAGGUCCUGCUCAUGUUCCCAUGAUGUCACCAAAUGGCUCCAUGCCUCCAAUUUAUGUGCCUCCUGGUUAUGUUUCACAGGUCAUAGAAGAAAAUGGUGUUCGAAGGGUUGUUGUGUUGCCGCAUUCAGCAGAAUUCCAUCCCAGUAACCAUCCUAGUAUGCAUACCUCUCCAUCUCAUAUGCCGCAGUACAUGCACCAUCACCCUGCUUUGAUACCCCAUCCUCAAGUUUAUGCAGGAGUAACGGGAAUGGGGGAUAUUCCGCAGUUCAUUCCACAGCAAAGUCCACCAUCCCAUGUUUUUGCAGAUCAAGAAUCCUGCACACCACUUGGAAGGUCAAACUUCAACCAGAGAGAUGAAAGGACUGCUAAAGCACAUGAACGUUUGCAAAAAAGACUUAAGGAAAGACAAAUAGGGGGACAGAAAGACAAAUCUAUCAGCCCCCCAUCAUCUCCACAUAAAAAUCAUCCAAAUUCAUCCACAGAUGCACAAAACGGACAUGGAAAGGGACAAUCUACAUGUGGUGUCAGAGUCAUUGCAACAGAGCCUCUUAAAACAAAUCCUGAAACAGCAGGAAACGGCCCACAAGUCAGUGUAGAAGCUGGAGAUUUGGAUUUGGAAUCAAAGUUUAUACACGAUCUUCUUUCCAAUAUUGCUAGUCCUGUGGUAUCUGAAAUUAAAGGAAAAUCAGUUGUCUUGUCUUGGACUCCACCCUCAAGUUCAGUGGAUUUGGAUGAUAAUGUUGAUCAGUUACAAGUAGAUUGCACAUAUGAAGUUUCAAUAUCAAACACUGGCACAAGUGAGAAAUUCAAAGUGAUUUAUAUUGGCGAAGAAACAACAGUCACAAUAUCCGAACUGCGACCUGCCACAGAAUAUCAUGUUAGAGUUUCAGCAAUGUGUAACUCAGUAAAAGGAUUUGCUUCAGAGCCGACAAGCUUUACCACAGCAAUCAUUGAACCUGAUUGUCCAGCUCCACCAAAACUAACUAGUAGAACCAAAACCAGUCUGAGCUUGCAAUGGAAGGCGCCCAAUGAUGGAGGUUCUAAAAUCUCCAAUUACUUAUUGGAAUGGGAUGAGGGAAUGCAUAACUUUUUUAAGGAAUGCUACCAAGGACCUCAGAAGCUGUACAAGCUGACUAAAUUGUCACCAUCUGUGGGAUAUACCUUCAGGCUUGCUGCGAAAAAUGAUAUUGGAUUAAGUGAAUUCAGUGAAACAGUUUGCUAUUACACAGUGGGAAGUGUUCCCACUGUCCCAGCUUCUCCUCGGCUUAUUCACGCAGGUGUUACUUGGAUGGCACUGGAAUGGAGUCGACCUAGUGGUGUUUCAGAUGAUGAAUCCAUUACAUAUAUCCUGGAGAUGGAAGAUGAAAGUUCGGGCUAUGGAUAUAUGGUAAAAUACAAUGGAGAGGAGCUUGCUUGCACUUUAAAAUAUCUUACACGGAAUACCUCUUACAAUUGCAGGAUCUUUGCCUGUAAUAGCGAAGGCAAAAGUAACCCAAGUGAAGCUGUCAAAUAUUGCACGUGCCCCAAUAAACCUGGACCACCCAGUAAACCAAGUGUAAAGGGGAAAGUUCAUGCACACAGUUUCAAGGUUGUAUGGGACCCACCAAAAGAUAACGGAGGGUCAGAAAUCACUAAGUAUGUACUGGAGCUCUCUGGACUGAAUGAGGAAAGUGCUGUGUCACUACAGUUUUUGCAACUUUUCACAGCAUGUACCAUCUUUGAUCAAAGGAACAAAAAUGAAUGGGAUAUUGUAUACAGUGGAACAAUCAGAGAGCAUGUGUGUGACCAUCUAAAUCCAGGGGUACAAUACAAAGUAAGGGUUUACUGCAUUAAUGCGGGAGGACAAAGCCAGGCAUCCGAAAUAUUAACUGUGCAAUCUGCUGCAGUUCCUCCUGGACCCUGUAGCAGUGUUCAGCAGUCUGGUAAAUCUAAAGCAAAAGAAGUAUCUAUACGAUGGGUGCCACCUUCUGUUACUGGUGGCUCUGCAGUCACAGAAUAUACUGUAGAGAUUGGAGAGCUGGGAUCAAAUGAUCAGAGAUCUGUCUACCAAGGCGCAGAACUGGAGUGUACAGUAGGUGGUCUUCUGCCAGGAAAAAUGUACAGUUUUUGGGUGAAGGCUGCAAACAAAGUUGGGUAUGGUCCAUACUCAGAGAGGACUGAUAUCUCCACAGCAACAGCCCCGCCCGAUCAAUGCAGCAUACCUAUGGCCACGUGUAAAACAGCCACCUGUGUGCAGGUGAAUUGGGAGUGCCCUCCCUCCAAUGGCUCAGAAGUCACAGAGUUCAGAUUAGAAUUUGGAGCUGUGGAAGACUGCAUGCAGGUUAUUUACUGUGGUCCUGCACAAAGUUAUGAAGUGAAAGGUCUUAAACCUGCCACAGCAUACUACUGCAGGGUUCAGGCUGUGAAUGCUGCAGGUGCUGGGUGCUACAGUGAUACCAUCAUAUGUAUGACUCCUGCCUCAGUGCCGGCUGCAGUGAGUGUACUGCAAGUGAUUGAUCAAGACCAGCUCGAAGGUGCCCCUCCGUCACCGGCAACUUGCCUUGCAAUUCAGUGGGAAGAACCGUGCUGCCACGGAUCGGAAGUCACUGGUUACAACCUGGAAUAUGGAGGUAAACAGCUCGUAGCUGUUAGCACAACCACAAGUGCCAUUAUUGAAGAUCUUCAACCAGAUACAACAUACAGGAUCCGUGUGCAGGCUAUCAAUGGUAUUGGAGCAGGCCCUUUUAGUCAUUCCAUUAAAACCAAAACAAAACCAUUACCUCCUGACCCACCUCGCCUCGAGUGUACUGUAUUCAGCCACCAGAGCCUUAAACUAAAGUGGGGAGAUGGGCUCAACAAAGCUUUGACCACUGAACCAACACAAUACACCUUGCAAAUGGAGGACAAAUUUGGAAGGUUCAUUUCUAUCUAUAGUGGACCUUGUCAUACAUAUAAAAUCCAAAGAUUGAAUGAAUCAUCAGCUUACAACUUCAAAAUUCAAGCAAUUAAUGAUGGUGGAGAAGGACCAUUUUCUGAAGUGUACACUUUUGUCACAACCAGAUGUCCUCCUCCUGUACUUAAAGCUCCCAAGGUACAAAUAGUGGAAGAGCAUACUUGUGAAAUAACAUGGGAAGCACUACAACCAAUAAAAGGGGAUGCAAUUAUUUACACACUUCAGCUUAUUACUGGGAGACAAACUGAGCAGGUGUACAAGGGUCCCAUGACUUCAUUUUGCCUUGCCAAUGUUCAGACAAACUGUGAAUACAAGUUCAGGGUCUGUGCUGGUCGCCAGUACCAAGAUGCCACUGGAGUGCAAGAACUGUGUGGGCCUUACAGUCCCACUGUAUCAUUCUCAUUUCAGAAAGAAGCAACCUCAAAUCAAUCUGAAACUACGACUGAGCUUACAAAGCUUCACAAGAAAACGCUAAGUGAUGAACAUUUUGCUGCCCUGAUUGUUAUAGGAUUUGCAAUACUUUCCAUUUUGUUUGCUUUCAUCAUUCAGUAUUUUGUAAUUAAGUAGCGAUUGAAAAAGACACGAAUGGCUGUGAUUGGCUCAUUUUAGAUCAAUGACUCCAGCUUUUUUUUCUUAGUUCAUUGUUGAAAUGAUAGAUGGGAAUGAUUUUAGAUGAAAAACAGGUUUUACUGCUGCUGACAGAAUCUUGAGUUUGUGUUAACCAAAGUCUUGAGUGCACACGAAGCAAAAUUCCCAUAAGGAGGCCCUUCUGAAGCUUCUGAAUUCAGCAACAGUUUUCCUCUUAGCAUUUUAUUCCAUCAUGCCAGUGAAGGACAAAUGUUUUGUAUAAAGGCCUUUCUGAAGGCUGUUGUGGUAGCUACAAACUUAUAGCAGACGUGUAUUAAGACAAUUAAUGUUUUGUACAGUCUGAACAGAGAUGUAUUAAUCUUGACUUCAGGUGCCCCACAAACUAGUUUAGUGGCAGAUUUCAUUGCAAAGAAAUAAAGCAUAACCACUGGUUGUAAAUAAAAUGUAUAUUCAAACAAAAAUUUGGAGAAAAACUUCUGAUUACAUUUAAUUUUGGGGAAAAAAUGGCUCCUUGAAUUGCAUGAACUCCAGAUUGAAACUCCAGAUUUAUAUUUUUUUUUCUCUCAGUCCAUGAAGGUAAUUGAGGACCACAGUGUUUCCAGCAAAGUGCCUUGCUUUGUGGAAAAGCAUAAAGUUAAAAAAGUCUCUGAUUGUAACAAUGUAAUUUAAAUAUUGCUGGUCCUAAAGUUUGAAUGAAUGAACUUUUAAUUUGUCUUGCUUUGUGGUAUUCCCCCAUAAGAAAAUAUACAUAAAUAUGGCAAAUUGAAAAUGGCAGAUUCCCCCUUAAGAGAGGCAAGGAGAGAAGUAUGGCCUUGGGUAUUGUGAAUCUCAAAACUAACCAGGAAUUAUAGUAUUGUUUUGCUGAACUUAAUUUUCAAAAGUGUUUGUUUAUUCAUUUUCAUAUAGAGUGGAUUCCAGUUAAUUGGGACGCAUACAGACCAGUACAUCUUGGCCCAAUUAAAUGGCUGUCUCAAUUAGCUGAAAUUUCAUGGAAAUAGUUUAGACAAACUACCAUUUAACUGAGUAACAAUUAAUGUAUUUAAAUGAAAUACAGAACAAAUUCAAACACUACAUAAUCUACUGCAAUUCUAUAAAACUCUGUAUUAAUUCCUAAUAAUUAUCAGCAAUGGAAUGAAUCUGAUGUAUGCUGUAGUGUUCUUUUGAUUGACUGAAAAUGAACACAAUCAGCAUAGAUACCUACUGCAGAUAGCAGACUGCUUUCAAACAAUGCUUUAGACGAUUGCAUCUUGCAAAUCUAAUUUUCACUGUUGCAUUGAAGAUAAUUGUCAAUACCUUCAAAUGCUUUGUAGUUCCCGACCUGUUGAAGUGGUGAAAUUGUUUCAUUUUCACUCCAGGCCAUUUCUGGCAUCUCUAAGCCUGAAUGCUUGUAACUGCAGUGAGAAAAGCAAUUCUGAAUUGUCUUACUGCUUAUUACUCACCAACUAUCUGUAACAAAACUCAGUACUUUUUGGACACAAACACACUCUAGCUUUUUUCAAAAAUCUUUGCUGUAAGCACAAUGUAGUGUCUAACAACCACACGAUGUGCAUGUGACUGGCGCUAGUUAGAAAGUGUUCGGCAGCAGUCUCCUGUACCAAUUAAAUGGCAUAGUGUCCCAAAUAAACAAAGGGAAUCCCAGCUAUUUUCUUGAUUUUGUUUUUGUCCUUUAAGAGUUGUCCCAAAUAAGCAGCAGUCCCAAUUAACCAAUGGCCCAAUUAACUGGAAUUCACUGUAUUUAGUUAUCUUCAGAAUGACAGAAUUACAUUCCAUUACUUUUCCAUCAGAGAUGGCACCAUUUGGUUUUUAAUGCUAUGCAUUUGGAAGAGAUCUGUUUUUAAAUUUUUAUUUUCAAUGAACAUAGUACUUCAUGAAAAAGUCAUUCUGUGCUCAAAGUCAAGUGUCCCAGGGAUUUUCAUUUAUUGUGCAAUUCUGGAAUUUACUCUCUGAAUAUAUAUGUAUAUCUUCCAGUUUAUAUUUUAUUUAUUGUAAUUAAAAGUCCAGGAAAUUCAUUGUAUGAAUGUAUGUAUCAUAUUAACUUGAAUUUUUAAUAUAGUGGAAGUUGAGCAUUUUCCCUGUUAAUGAAAAUAUUUUCUUAUUAAGAUAAUGUUAAAAUGACAUGUUUAAUUACCCCAAGGAACAGUUUGCAUGGCAUUCCAAGAUCAACUUUUAUUUUCGGUUCCAGUUUUUUAAAUUCCCUAAAAGAACUUCAGCAUGCAGUUAAACUAAAUAUCAGCAAUAGGAUAUUUUGUUGAAUUUUUGCCAAAGUUUUUUAAAAUUAUUUCAACAAAUUUAAAUCACUAUGGCAGUAAUGGGCUGAUUUAUAGUCUUUCCUAGACUUCGGCUUUGUAGACUGGAGUAUUUUCAUGAAACAUAUAGUGCCCAAAUAUGGAUAUUAAGUAUAAUGAGUAGGCGUUGUAUAAAUAAUUAAAAGUAACAGUGAGAAGGUUUACUCACUACAAUAUAUUGUACAGGUUUAGUAUAAUUUGUUGCAUAGUUUUUAAUAUGAAAUGUACAUUCCAAAUAUAACUUGGAUUGCAUUAAUAUACUAAAUAUUGCUUUUAACUUUGUAUUGUAUUGAAUGGAAUCAUUCGCAGGUUCAUAUGAAAGUCGUCAUUCCUAUGUAUAACUAAACUGUAACUAUCAAAUAGAUAAUAUAUUUAAUAACUGCUAAUAAAAUG